AUGGGAAUCUGCACUUCUUAAUCUAACUCGAAUUAAAAAAAUCCAAGAUAAAAACAAUAGUUAAAAAUCAUCCUUCCUAACAAAUCUAUUGAUGAACCUAAACCUGAAAUAUAAGUUUAAAAUUAAUCGAAUAGAGAAGCUUCUGCCCAGAAUACUCCUCCCAUUCAGAAUAGCUAAUAAAGCAUUCAUUCUCCUGUGAAUGUCGUUGAGGAUAAGCGAAAAUCAGUGCUCUCACAUGGUUUGUCUAAAUAGGGUGAAAAACCAUUAAAAUAAAACAGCUCCAGGAAUAUUAGAUCUGGAUCACUGAGAUCCCUGAACAUUCCUGGAUCUCCUUCAUCUUCACAGAGAGGUUCCAUACAACCAGGGGUUCAAUUUUUUAGUACGAAUGCUUCAAAAAAAUAUUCAUUCCUGCAUAACAAAGAGUCUUAGAGAAAUGUAAGGAUUGAAGUUAGAUAUUUUUUAGCCUGAUUUGUCAUUCAUACAAGGGAACAAGAAUGGUAAGAAAGCUCGUUUGGAGUUGUUGUCCAAAGAAGAACAGGAUAGUAUCAAAUACAUUUAUUGGUUAAAAUCUAAUCAAUUAGUAACAAUUAUUAUUAUUAAUGUAUAUAGGAUCAUAAACACAUCCUAAAGAAUUUGGAAGUCCACCAAGACAAUAAUGCAUAUUAAUUGGUCUUGGAAGAUUUUGAUGGCUGGAAGUUAUCUCGAUUACAGAACUCAGAAGAUCUUACAGAAUUAGUUUUAGCAAAUAUUGCUGACCAAAUGUUUCAAGUACUAAGCUAUUUUAAAAAUUUGUCAAUAAAUCAUGGCAAUCUAAUCAUCAAUAGUUGGGAAUACUAUUUCGUAUCUGGUUAAGUAUUUAUUAAGCUGGUUGACAUCAAAUCAAUCUCGACCAAAAAAGUGGAAGAUCUAGAUGUGAUAUGUUACAUGCCCCCAGAAUAAUUAUACAAAGAAGAUUUCAAACCAGAACGAGACUUAUGGGCAGUCAUGCUUAUCCUAUAUACCUUAGGGAAAGGGAGUCUUCCUUACAAAAUUCCCCCUUAAUAAACACAUGAUACUGCUUCUGUAAAAUAAUUAAUGUUGCAUACAACUUUUGAAGUGGAAGCAGAUAUUAAAAAGUUUUCAAAAGACUUUAUAAGUAUAUUGCAGUCAGUGGUGACAGAGAAGAAUCCAAAAAAAAGGAAAACUUUAGAAGAAAUAAAAGUAAACAAAUGGAUAGUUGAUCAAAAAUAUCAAGAAAUCCCUUUGUAGGAAAGAUUGUUAACGAACAUGUUAAAUUAAAAGGAUAGUUGCCUCUUACAGUAGGCUAUCCUUGAAAUAAUGAUCUAAGAGUUCGAACAGGAAACUGCUCUGCAAUUAUAGAAAUUAUUCAGUGAAUUUGAUGGGGAUAUGGACACCAUCAUUAGUAAGGAUGAAUUAAUAAAGAUGUUUCAAAAAUACACCAAAUUGAAGGAUCUAGAGAUUUAAAUUGAUAAAAUCUUUGUUUCUCAUUCAAUAAAGGAAGAGUAGAUGGCUUAGUUCACUUUUUUAUCGCUAGCUGCUCCUAGGGGAUAGUUGCUUACAUAAACUAACCUUGAGACUACGUUUAAUCUUCUUAGUAAUAAUAAAUCAGAAAUUCACGCUAAUAAUGUUACCAAGUAUCUCAAUGUGAUCAAUGAGGAAUUGGAAGCUCAAUUUGACGAAUUGGCGCCAGAGAAAAAAGUAAUUUGUAUCUCUUAUCAUAUUAGUUAACUUUAGAUCAGUUCAUUCGAAUGAUGGAAUUACUAAGAUGAGUAAUUUUAUAUGUUCUUAAUAUUUCAAUUACAAAAUUACUUAAUAUUAAAAUCCUUAUAUUACACACUUAUUGAUAUUUUAUCCAAUCAUGAAUAAAUAUACAUUAAAUUUCAAAGACAAAGAGAUCGAAUCUAGUUAUUAGAACAUAACCUAAAAAAACUUUAGAGUAUUCACUCUCACUAUUAUGACUUUGGGACUUCUGGCUGUGGCAAUAACUAAAAUCAUCGAGAGCAUUUUACUCAAGGAAUAUCAAACCAUUUACAAAUACUGUUUGUUUAUAUGCUACUUGAUUAUUUAAUAUUGUAUAAUGAAGAAGCACACCAAAUAUAUUCGAUUUGCCAUCAUCCUAUUGAAUCACUUGAUCUCAGUGUUUUUUAGUCUCUAAGUAUCAGAAGUAGAUGAUUCUUACAAUAGUUUCCUCAGGGGAAGUAACGUCAUGGGAGCAAACUUUUUGAUGCUGAUUUCAGGUGAGUUCCUGGAUGCAGCCAUCUCAGUCAUUACUAUUGGAAUUAUCAAAAUUAUUUUGGUGUAAGUUUCGACCAAUUUUCUACUUUACUCCACAAUCAUAAGUUCUGUGCUAGUAAUCAUUUACACAAUUCGUUACUUGUACCAUUUUCAUAAGGCAAUGCGCAGUCAAUUCUUAUUGGCUUUGAAUGAUUCACAUUGGGAAAAAAUCUUAACUUCCAUUGCAUUUAAGCAACCAUACUUAGUCUUAUCCUUUAUAGAGGAUAACAUGCAGUUUGCUCUGAAACAAGAGGCUCAAUGCCAUAAAUUUUUUAACAGAUUAUUUGAUGGGUCCAACUUUAUCAGAGAUGCCAUGUACAAGGGCAAUAAAUUAGAGAAGUUCUUGUUUAUGCAAAUCUAGAAAUAUAGAGUGGAUAGGGCAUCUGUUUUUAACAAGACCCUGGUUGUGGAAUACUUCAGAAAAAUGAUAAGAAUUGAAUGUUCUAUUUAUUAUGGAAAUAAGCCUACUAUACUGCUACUAAUGAGGGAUUUCCUGAAUGAAAAAAAGCCAGACACAUCAAUCUAUGAAUAAAGACACAGAAACUUUAUUAAACUUCUUCUUAAAGUCUUGGGUCACAUUGAUAGGCUAUCUUCAUUUAAAUGCCGUCUGAUCGAAAGAAAACUCUUGAUCUUGUAAUUGUAUGAGGAUCUAAGACUCUCGAAAUUGCGAGAAAGCGAAAUUAAUGUAUAUAAUUUAGCAUAAAUUCUACACAAUUUGUAUUCUCACCUAUCCAUUAAGGCAUUUGUGAGCGGUAACAGUAAUUUCAAUACAAUUUCAAAUAUCUUUUUGUUGAUAUUGCUAAUAAUAGCUGAAAAUUCCUAAGGCUUGUAAAUUUCAAUAUGUUUGACAAAUGAAGAAGAAAACUAGAGGUGGCUGCACAUUUCAGGUAAUUUUGAGAUUGAGAAAGUAAAGAAAGCAUUAAGAUAAAUAUCAGAUUAUAUUAAUUUGAUUAGUUCAAGUUAGAUAGUCGAGUAAUAUAAGAUUUAGUUCUAUUUAAAUCAAUAUAUUUUGAUACCAUUUCAACUCAACGAAGUAAAUGUAAGAACUCGAAAACACCUUGAUUUAGAAUGA
Messenger RNA from Paramecium octaurelia, 3346 nucleotides. Lineage: Eukaryota; Ciliophora; Oligohymenophorea; Peniculida; Parameciidae. The record is from the annotation of a GenBank genome assembly.